AUGAUUUGGCUUAAUCAAAGACAAAAGUUUGGGGUUGGAUUUACCGCAUGCGGAUUCAUUUGUUUUGUAUUGGGAAUCCUAACAUUUUUUGAUCAUGCUUUACUAGCCCUUGGGAAUAUCUUAUUUGUUACUGGGUUGAUAUUAAUUAUAGGACCACAGAGAACCGUGACAUUUUUCACCAGGCCCACCAAGGUUCGGGGAACUAUUUGUUUUUGUAUGGGGAUACUAUUAAUUCUUAUGAGAAGAACCUUUAUUGGGUUUAUAAUUGAAAGUUUUGGAAUUCUAGGACUUUUUGGAGAUUUUUUUGGAACCAUUAUCCAAUUUUUGAGAUCGAUUCCGUAUAUUGGAGAUGUAUUGAGUAAUCCAAUCAUUGCUCCAACCAUAGAUAGAUUGGCCGGUAUUAAUACUUUACCGGUUUAA
Molecule: messenger RNA, 420 nt
Organism: Hyphopichia burtonii NRRL Y-1933
Lineage: Eukaryota; Fungi; Ascomycota; Pichiomycetes; Serinales; Debaryomycetaceae
Exons: 2
Coding region: 1-420 (139 amino acids)
Biological process (GO): retrograde transport, endosome to Golgi; endoplasmic reticulum to Golgi vesicle-mediated transport
Cellular component (GO): endoplasmic reticulum; COPII-coated ER to Golgi transport vesicle; Golgi membrane
Source: RefSeq, a predicted model, not a curated record